Messenger RNA from Synchiropus splendidus (mandarinfish), 4131 nucleotides. RefSeq names its product estrogen-related receptor gamma a (gene esrrga). Gene Ontology annotation, biological process: regulation of DNA-templated transcription. Gene Ontology annotation, molecular function: DNA-binding transcription factor activity; zinc ion binding; sequence-specific DNA binding. Bases 249 to 1754 code for a protein of 501 amino acids. The record is from RefSeq and is a predicted model, not a curated record. Gene Ontology annotation, cellular component: nucleus. Lineage: Eukaryota; Metazoa; Chordata; Actinopteri; Syngnathiformes; Callionymidae. The transcript has 9 exons.
UUUAAGUGGUUGAUUAGGACGUCGGCGCAGCUUCUGUCCCGACUCUCCUCCGACCGGCCGCCGGUGACUCUCCGCUCAGGUGGAAGGGAGCGCGAGGAGGACGCGCGUGCCAACUUUGUCUCAGACAGACCCCAGUCAGGCGCUCUCUUUACUUGGCCGAGGACUCGACGAUGAGCCGGAGUCGCCGAUGGAUUCGGUAGGACGUCGCUUCUCUGAGUGUUUCUUACUGCACUCUGAACAAGAGUAGGAUGAACUUGUCCAAGGCUCCACUGGUCAACAGCAGCACCGAAGACAGCUCCAAGUCCUGCUACAGUAAAUGCGGCGCCAGCGCCUGGAGGAUGCAGCAGAGCUACGAGCCGCUGGAGGCCGGUCACAUGAGAGACGCACACGCCCUCUACAACCCCCGGCUUCUCUGCAGGAUGUCCAGUAAGGAGCGCCACCUGGAGUCCAACUGCCCGUCCUCCUACAUCAAGACCGAGCCGUCGAGCCCCGCCUCCCUGACCGACAGCCUCAACCACCACUCCCCCGGCGGCUCCAGCGACGCCUCCGGCUCCUACUCCUCCACCAUGAACGGCCACCCCAACGGCCUGGACUCCCCGAGUCUGUACGGCUCCAACGCGGGACCCCUGGGGCCAGCCGGAGGCCCGGGCUCCAAGCGCUACGAGGACUGCUCCUCCACCAUGGGCGAGGACUCGCAGAUCAAGUGCGAGUACAUGCUGAACUCCAUGCCCAAGCGCCUGUGCCUGGUGUGCGGAGACAUCGCCUCCGGAUACCACUACGGCGUGGCGUCCUGCGAGGCCUGCAAGGCCUUCUUCAAGCGCACCAUCCAAGGCAACAUCGAGUACAGCUGUCCGGCCACCAACGAGUGCGAGAUCACCAAGAGGAGGCGCAAGUCCUGCCAGGCCUGCCGCUUCAUGAAGUGCCUGACGGUGGGGAUGCUGAGGGAGGGGGUGCGACUGGACCGGGUCCGUGGUGGAAGGCAGAAGUACAAGCGCCGGAUCGAUGCAGACAACAGCCCGUACCUGAACCCACAGCUGGCGCUGCCGCCCAAGAAGCCAUUUGCCUUUGGCCUUGCAGAUAACAAGAUCGUCUCUCACCUGCUGGUGGCUGAGCCCGAGAAGAUCUACGCCAUGCCUGACCCCACCGUGCCCGACAGCGACAUCAAGGCGCUGACCACGCUGUGCGACCUGGCUGACAGGGAGCUGGUGGUCAACAUCGGCUGGGCCAAACACAUCCCAGGCUUCUCCACGCUGUCCCUGGCCGACCAGAUGAGCCUCCUGCAGAGCGCCUGGAUGGAGAUCCUCAUCCUGCGUGUGGUCUACCGCUCCCUCUCCUUCGAAGACAAGCUGGUCUACGCCGAGGACUACGUCAUGGACGAGGACCAGUCCAAGCUGGCCGGACUUCUGGACCUGAACAACGCCAUCCUGCAGCUGGUCAAGAAGUACAGGAGCAUGAAGCUGGAGAAGGAGGAGUUUGUCACCCUGAAGGCCAUCGCCCUGGCCAACUCAGACUCCAUGCACAUCGAGGACGUGGAGGCGGUGCAGAAGCUGCAGGACGUGCUGCACGAGGCCCUGCAGGACUACGAGGCCUCGCAGCACCCGGAGGAGCCGCGGCGGGCGGGAAAGCUGCUGAUGACGCUGCCGCUGCUGCGCCAGACCUCCACCAAGGCCGUCCAGCACUUCUACAGCAUCAAGCAGGACGGCAAGGUGCCCAUGCACAAACUCUUCCUGGAGCUGCUGGAGGCCAAGGUGUGAGGCCCUCUGGCCCCGGACCCCCCCGCCGGACUCCCACACGCACACACGCACUCACACACUCCCGACCUCGCUAGAGAAGCUUCUGCCACCACUGACUCUGGAGAAGUUCCUCCGUCCACUUUCUUUCCCGCAGAGUUUUUUAAAAGCGUAAAAGAAGCGGAACAUUGGCCCGGCCCAGGAGGAGCAGGAGAAUCGGACCGGGCCCAACUCUCACGCCAGAAACGCUUCUGCUCCUUCUGGGCCAGAACUUUCUGCUGUAAAUAUCCUGCUGGUGUCAACCCAACCUUUUUUCAGCUGAAGACUGAGUCCCAACCUGUUGUCUCAGACGACGACACUUUAGCACAAAGAAGAAACACUUGAAUCGGACCCCGCUUUAUUUAUUGACUGAUUUAUUUAUUGAUCUAUCUAUAUCAUAACUGGUGCAAUAACUUCCUGCUGGUUCCGUCGUGCAAUACAGCGGCUGCUCGCCGACGCCAGCCCACCCGACCUUCCGCUCCCUGCCGGAACCUCCCGUCUGCUCCAGGUGCAACCCAUGCGGCGGCGGCGGCGGCGGCGGCCGUGUUGGAGAACAGGCCCCUGGAGUGCGAGUCAGGGAGUGGGAGGCCGAGUCAGCUGGACUGACGCGGCGUGGAGGCGAAGCCCACGUCUCUGUCAAUGCCGCAGGUUCUACGUGUGACAUAGCUCCCCCUAGUGUCCCACCCCGGUUGUUUCUGUCUGCGUCCUGCAGGGGGCGCUGUGGCCACGGUGUGUGGAGCACCUGCAGUCAGCCCCUGAGCUGAGGGUGACCUGCUCCCGCCCAUAGUCUCAGCGAUUUAGCAUCUGAGCGGAGAACGCCAGGCGCCUGACUCACGGCCUGGUGGCGGCUCACGCUGGCGCCGGGCCUUUUCUAAUCACACUGCUGUAAAUAAAAACCUUUCACAAGCUGUACAAACUCUUUAGAAUAUUUCUAUGAUUUUAUAUUUUUCGACAAAGAAUUAUGGGCGGUGAAAGGGGCACGGCGUUGGAGCGGGCGCUCCACCUGCCGGGCGCCGCCGCGGCCCCCGCCCCGCGCGCCGCUCCGCUGCAGCCCCCGUCAGGUGCUUGGUCUUGGUGUGUCACCAGGUGGCGCUGCUCGGCUUGGUCCCAUCCCGCCAGCGUCCCACCUGCUUCCCGCUCACGAGCAAUAUUUUCUGCUGGCACUUUAGUUCUCCUGGACCUGAGCCGGCGGCGGUGGCGGCGGCGGCGGCGGCGGCUGGUGACCUUCCUUCCAACAUGUCUGUGGUGUAGAUGUGCUUGACACCUGAAAAGAGCCGUAUAAUUUAGUGGCGUGUGUCGAACCCCUGUGCUCAUCCGUGCUAAUGUCUUGAUUUGACUGUAAAUACUGUCCGAUGCAAAAGAGACUAUGAUUCUGUAAGUCAACUCUUCACGCGUGUUACUCCAGACUAUGCCUUUCAGGAUGAUGACAGUAGAGCAAUAUCCAUUAAAAGCAGGCUUCCAGUUUUCACCUCGACUCCUUCCUCUCUGCACCCCUGCCCCUCCUCCUCAGAGUCCUGUGAGGUCCAGCUGAACCUUGGACUCCAUGCUCAGAGCAGGACAGGAUCUGAGGAGCAGGGGCUCCAGAGGUCUCUCCUGAAGAGCGGGCGACGAAGAGAGCGCAGCCGGUGGAGACGACUGUGACCUGAGGCUUUAUUGGUGGAGUCAGAGAUGAAGACACGUCCCUCUGACAGCAGACAGGACAAGGACAGGUGGUUGAGAGCAGAGAAGGUGAUGGACCAAGAGUGUUGGAGAUGGAGGAGAGGAAGAGCAGCGUGGGCUUCAUGGGGCCAGAGACCUUCCUGUCACCCACUUGCUGUUGGGAAGGAGUGAGUCCAGACUGGACCUUCUCUGCUCAGCCUGCAGGCCGUGCGAGCUCCCAGUGCCAACUCCAGCACAGUUGCCGUGACACGUGUGUGUUAGCAGACACAGUCAGAGCUGCUGAUGGUCCAGUUCCACCUCAGCGCGUGUGUGUGUGUGUCCAUGUUCCAGCCUUCAGACGCGCUGCAGGCUUCACAGGUGUGUUCGUGUUAGCCAGUCGCUGUGUGGAGGAGCUGAUCCGCUCUGACACACACACUCGGGUCUCUCUGUCCUUGUGAGGUCCUCUCCUGGCCAUCACCCUUUCCCCAGCCUCGAACCCUCACACGAAACACACGGCUCACCUGAACCAGGACUGGGGACCCGACUGGAGCCCAGUUACAGUUUGUUUGAAGCCCUUAACCUUGUGGGGUCCUCUCCCCUCCAUGGGUCCUCACUAGGAUAGAUAUGCUUGAACACACGCUCACUGACUCACACACAGACCGGGCCCAGGGCGCCAGCAGCAGAGGGGCUGCAGGGUCCUGGACUCGGGUCGUGUCUUAUCGGA